Messenger RNA from Loa loa (African eye worm), 1464 nucleotides. RefSeq lists its product as hypothetical. Gene Ontology annotation, cellular component: membrane; endoplasmic reticulum. Gene Ontology annotation, biological process: endoplasmic reticulum mannose trimming; carbohydrate metabolic process; mannose trimming involved in glycoprotein ERAD pathway. Gene Ontology annotation, molecular function: mannosyl-oligosaccharide 1,2-alpha-mannosidase activity; calcium ion binding. The transcript has 10 exons. Bases 1 to 1464 code for a protein of 487 amino acids. The record is from RefSeq and is a predicted model, not a curated record. NCBI's taxonomy places the organism in Eukaryota, Metazoa, Nematoda, Chromadorea, Rhabditida, Onchocercidae.
AUGAUUUCAAUAUAUGUCGUAUUUUUGGGUAAUCCACUUUAUGAACGAGUAGCUCUGAAAGCGCUGGAUGCUAUGUGGAAACUACGUUCGCCAUUGAAUUUGGUUGGAAAUCAUAUUAAUGUGGAAACUGGGGAAUGGACGGCAACGGAUGCUGGUAUUGGUGCUGGUGUGGAUUCAUACUUUGAAUAUCUCGCAAAAGCUGCUUUACUGUUUCAGCGUCCUGAACUGAUGAAGCAGUUCAAGACAUAUGUAAAAGCAAUCAAUAAGUAUAUUCGUAAGGAUGAUUGGUUUGUAUGGAUUUCAAUGACCAGCGGGCAAUUAUCAAUGCCGAUAUUCCAGUCCUUGGAAUCAUUUUGGCCUGGUUUAUUGGCGCUGACUGGAGAUGUUGAUGAUGCGCAGCGAAUAAUUUACCAGUAUAGUCAAGUGAUACGACAAUAUGGAUUCCCACCAGAAUUUUUCAAUCUUCCAAAACAGGAAGCGGUGUCGAAGCGUGCUGGUUAUCCUCUGAGACCAGAAUUUGUCGAAAGUUUGUACUAUGUUUAUCGAGCUACAAAAGAUCCUUUGCUACUAGAGAUUGCUGCUGAAGUGGUCGACGCUAUUGAAUACAGCUGCCGCACGAAAUGUGGUUACGCUACAGUCGUAAAUGCCAAAUAUCACUCAGUUGAAGACAGGAUGGAAUCAUUUUUUCUUUCGGAAACUACAAAAUAUCUUUAUUUGCUCUUCGAUCCAGACAAUUUCAUCAAUGCUGAUGGAACCAUCGCACGUAUUGUUGAAACACCGAACGGACAAUGCAUCAUCGAUACUGGUGGCUAUAUAUUUAACACGGAAGCGCAUCCCCUCGAUCCAGCAGUCGUUUAUUGUUGCAGUGCAAAACGUAACAACGAUUUGGAAAUGAUAGCGCGAUUCGAAAAUAACAUCGAUCUUGUUGCACUUGCGGGGAUUUUUGAUGAAACAUUGCAUCCUUUUGGAAGGAGUUUAGAUAUUGAAAAUGUGGAAAGUCAUCAAUAUGAUCUCCAGAAUACCAAGAAGGGCGAGAAUUUGCUUAAACAGCUAUCUGUAACAAAUCCUUGGUUGUACGAUCACAUUACUAUAUAUGAUGAUCGUUGUUCAAAUUGCUGUUGGCCUACGGAUUUCAACAUUGAAAAUGUACCAUUCCGUCGUUUCUUAAAUGUGGUGUUUGCCAAACAUAUUUAUCCAGCAACGGGUGUUCAAUUCAUGGUUGGAUUAAUUUGUUUGUUGAACAAUGACACUCUUCUCAAAGCUUUACAUGAUGAUUGGCCACAUGUACGUGAAUUGGAUGUCACCCAGAAGUUUAGUUCUGUUGAUGAAAUACGUUUCAACAAAUUCCGUUAUCGAAGUAUGGCUGAAGUAGGCUACGAUGUGCUUCUUACACCGCCACUUUCUUACCUUUCAAGGUUUACUGGGUUAGGACAGGUGAAACCCAAACCUGGUGAUGUACGAUAG